This is a messenger RNA of Brassica oleracea var. oleracea, 1134 nucleotides long. RefSeq lists its product as uncharacterized. The record is from RefSeq and is a predicted model, not a curated record. NCBI's taxonomy places the organism in Eukaryota, Viridiplantae, Streptophyta, Magnoliopsida, Brassicales, Brassicaceae. The transcript has a single exon. Bases 61 to 1014 code for a protein of 317 amino acids.
UCCAAACCCUCACAGAAGAUUGUCUCGAAAGAUUCUUCUUCCUUAACAGCAACCGGAGCGAUGGCUUCCGCUGGUGUUUCGCCGGCGGGAUACUCUUUGUACGGUCGAAUGUCUUUGAGGCGAGAAGAGAGGGGCUCUGAAAACCAAGAUCCAGCGGUGGAUUUCGAGUUUUGUCCCGCAGAUCCGGUCACAAUGCUCUCCGCCGACGAGCUCUUCUCCGACGGAAAGCUCGUGCCUUUGAAGUUCUCUGGUCCGGCGGAGACGAGGAGGAGGCCGCAGACUUCCACUGUCAAGACGACGACUGCUGCUGAACGGACCCAGUCGCCGGAGGUCCGGCGGAGGCUAGAGGUGGAGAUCUCGGAGCUCUUCUCCCCGAGAGCUCCUCGUUGUACGAGCAGAUGGCGAGAGCUUUUAGGCCUCAAGAAGGCACAAGAAUCUGUUUCUGCUUCUUCCUCCCCUAACCCGAAGCAAUUUCUUCACCGCGGAUCUAGAUCUUCGUCGCCGGCUGAUGCUACUCCGUUGUUGAUGAAGGAGUCAGAUAUGACCUCUUCACGUCUCUCUCUAUCAUCAUCGUCCUCUUCCUCCGGCCACGAGAUCGAUGACCUUCCAAGACUCUCGCUUGACCUCGAGAAACCAAGUCCGAACCCCUUUGCUCCUCCCUCUCGGAUCAGAUUAGCCAAGCCAAGGCGUCCCUCCAAUCCUACCGUGGACGGGGUUGUCAACGUGACGGCAGAUAGUCCGAGGCUUAACUCUUCUGGGAAAAUCGUGUUUCAUGGACUGGAAAGAAGCUCGAGCAGUCCCGGUUGCUUCACCGGCGGACCCAGACUGAAGCAACACCAUAGAAUGCCCAGAUCCUACUCUGCUAAUGUCAGAAUCACCCCCGUGCUCAAUGUUCCGGUUUCUUCUCUCAAAUCAAGCCUCUUCUUCGGCCAGAUGUUCUCUUCAUCUUCGUCGUCGCAGUACUUACAGAGCUACGGCAAAAACCAUACCACUCGAACCAGAGUAGAAUUUUAAGUAAACCGGGGUGUGUGAAUCUUAUGACUUUUGUUUUUUGCGGUAUAAACUGAUGUUUUAUUUGAGGGCAGAUUAUGUUAAUACGGUCUAUCUAUUCUCCGGUUAUCGUAUUAAUCACGU